This is a messenger RNA of Sorghum bicolor (sorghum), 4092 nucleotides long. Its product is annotated as pentatricopeptide repeat-containing protein At5g57250, mitochondrial. The record is from RefSeq and is a predicted model, not a curated record. The transcript is spliced from 6 exons. Gene Ontology annotation, molecular function: protein binding. Bases 97 to 3366 code for a protein of 1089 amino acids. Lineage: Eukaryota; Viridiplantae; Streptophyta; Magnoliopsida; Poales; Poaceae.
GAUUCUCAAAAAAAAGAAAGGAAUUCACUCCAUCAACUCAUCUUUCAGCAACGGCGUUUCGAAAGUUCCACACCACCGCCCGGCCGGCCAGCGGCGAUGCCCUUCCCCGGCGGCAACGGCGAGCCCCCUCCCCUUACACCGCCGUUCCCCUCACUCAUCAAACUCGGCCGCGCGGUCACCGCGUGCCACGUCGACCGCCUCCUGACAGUACUCCUUCGCCGCCGCAGGCACCGCCUCCUCGCCGCGCUCGCCUCCCAGGCGCUUGCCAACGCCAUCGCCCCUACACCGCGCACGCACCUCCUUGCCGCCUCCGCCCUGCUCGACUCCGCGCGGCCGCGUGACGCCGCACAGCGCCUCGCGCUUGCCUCCCGCACCGCCAGUCGCCGCCUCUGGGAUGCUCUGCUCCGCCGGGCCUGUGCUAGGGGCUGCGACCCGCGCCACGCACUGGAGCUACUCUCCGCUGCCAUCGAAGACCACGGCAUGGUGCUGUCUCCGUCCACGUACCGCGUGAUGGUGGUGUUGCUGUGUGCCCACGGGGAGGUGGAUUGCGCGCUCAGGGUGUUCGAGGUAAUGACCAGGAGGGGGUGCCAGGUAGAGGAUCGCGUUUGCAGCUCGAUCAUUUCUGGGUUCUCCAGAACCGGGAAGGCUGGAGCAGGGCUGGAUUUCUACGAGAAGGUGAAGCGUCAGUUCAGUGGAUUUGAUCCAGGCCUUGUGACACUGACAUCAGUUGUCCAUGCUCUUGGGUUGGAGGGGAGAACUGGUGAGGUGGCAGAGCUUAUGCAGGAGAUGGAGUGUAAAGGCAUGAAUGCUGAUGCUGUGUUUUACGGCAGCAUGGUUCAUGGAUAUAUGAGUCGUGGGUUCUUGAUGGAAGGUCUUCGGGAGCAUCGAUCCAUGCUAGAGAAGGGAAUCACAGCCGACGCGAUUAACUAUACUACUGUUAUUGAUGGACUCUGCAGAGAAGGUAGUGUGGAGAAAGUAAUGGGGUUCUUGGAUGAGAUGGAGCAAGUGGAUGCUAAACCAAAUUUGAUUACUUAUACAUCACUGGUUGGUGGCUUCUGUAAGAGAGACAGGUUGGAAGAUGCUUUCUCUAUCGUGAGGAAACUGGAACAAACUGGCGUGGUGGUGGAUGAGUAUGUAUAUUCGAUUUUGAUUGACAGUUUGUGCAAAAUGGAAGAUUUAGACAGGGCUUUCUCAUUGCUCACGGAGAUGGAGAAUAAGGGAAUAAAAGCUAGCAUCAUAACAUACAACGCGAUAAUAAAUGGUUUGUGUAAAGCUGGUCACACUGAAAAGGCUCUUGAAAUUUCUGAAGGUGUUGCUGCUGAUAAUUUCACAUAUAGCACACUGUUACAUGGUUACAUUAACAGAGGUGACAUAACCGGUGUUAUGGCAAUAAAGGAUAGGCUUGAAGGUAGUGGUAUUUCUAUUGAUGUUGUCACAUGCAAUGUUCUUAUCAAAGCAUCGUUUAUGAUUAACAAGGUGAAUGAUGCCUGGAGCUUGUUUCAUAAAAUGCCUGAGAUGGGCUUAAGACCUAAUACUAUCACUUACCAUACAAUAAUAGACAAACUGUGUAAAGCUGAGGAAGUUGACAAGGCUCUGGAGUUGUUUGAUGAAUACAAGAAAGAUUCAGGAUUCUCCACUGCAGUUGUUCAUGAGUGCCUGAUUAAAGCACUGUGUUAUGGAGGAAAAGUUGACAUGGCUGACCAAAUAUUUUAUGAUCUUGUUCAGAAAAAAAUAAGGCUCAAUUUCUUUAACUGCAGGAAGUUGAUUCAUGCACACUUCAAAAGACACGGUGAACAUGGUGUGCUGGAUUUCGUUUGUAAGGUUGGUGAAUUAGAUAUUGACUUAUUUUCAGCUGUUUGCAAUUAUGCUUCUGCUUUCUUAAGCAACAGAAAUUGCUGGCAAGCAGCAAUGGAUGCUUACAAGUUACUCAGAAUGCAAGCCAUUGCUGGAACUAGUAAAACAUGCUACAAGCUGCUAAAGAGCUUACACCGAAAUGGAAGUGAAGAGGUCAUACAGCCAUUGCUAUGUGAUUUCAUUAAAAUUCAUGGCCUGCUUGAUCCAACAAUGAUAAAUAUGAUGUCUUGUUAUCUCAGCAAAAAAUGUGUUAGCAAAGCUAUUUGGUUUUCUAAUUACAUGGGCAAAGGCAGUGUUCCUGUCAGUGUUCUGAGAGGAGCUGUCUUUGCUCUAAAGAAGCAAGGUGAAGUUCUGGAUGCAUGUAACUUUUUGAAGAUAGCUGAACAAAGUGGCUUAGUAGAUCUAGCCAUGUACUCCAUAGUGGUGGAUGGCCUUUGUAAGGGUGGGUAUCUUGAAAAAGCACUAGACCUUUGUGAAAGCAUGAAAAAAGAGGGAUUUCAUCCGAACAUUAUCAUUCAUAACUCAGUUCUCAGUGGUUUGUGUCAUCAAGGAUGCCUUACUGAAGCUUUCAGGCUCUUUGACUACUUAGAAAACAGCAAUAUGCUUCCAACAAUAAUCACCUAUACCAUUCUUAUAGGUGCUUUGUGCAGAGAAGGUUUGUUAGAUGACGCAGAUCAGUUAUUCCAAAAAAUGUCAACCAAGGGUAUCAAACCCACUACCCGUGUUUACAACUUGCUGAUAAGUGGUUAUUGUAACUUUGGAUUAACUGAAAAGGCCCUUGAGCUUAUGUCUCAUUUGGAGGAACUCUUUCUACUGCCAGAUUGUUUCACACUUGGUGCAAUUAUCAAUGGACUCUGUCUGAAAGGUGAGACUGAAGCUGCAUUAAGCUUCUUUAAUGAAUACCGUCAUAGGGAUAUGGAACCUGAUUUUGUUGGUUUCAUGAGCCUUGUCAAAGGACUCUAUGCAAAAGGAAGGAUGGAAGAAUCCAGGGGCAUCUUGAGGGAGAUGUUUAAGUGCAAAGAAGUCGUCGAGUUAAUAAACAGUGUUGGAGAUAAGAUUGAAGCAGAGCCCCUUGUUGAUCUCCUAUCUUCUGCAUGUGAUCAAGGGAGGAUUGAUGAGAUUGUAACUAUCCUAAAUGAAGUGGGACUCAUGCUUUUAUCCUCUUCAAGUUCAGUCAGCUAUAAUGCGCUUGCCCACCUCAACAAGGUACAGAAAGCUGAGGAUGCUUAUGAUUCCAUGAAAAAUUCAGGACAAGCAAGUCCAGUCGCUUAUGAUAUUUCUAGCAAUAGUCUCCUUGGGAGUUCUGAUGGCAUAGUUCAACCCAUGAUAGAUGGAGAUGAUAUUUUAUCAAACUUGAGUGGUGACACUGAUAUUGACUACCAAAAUUUGCUUGGAAAGUCUCCCAAUGAUGAUUUCGAGUCAUAUUAUGCUGCUAUUGCUUCACUUUGCUCGAAAGGGGAGGUUCUUAAGGCCAACAAGGCAGUUGAAGCAAUGAUUCAGAAUUGUGGUUAAAUUUGGUGACCUGUCCAACUUGUUAGGGAAACCUUCCUUGCUGCAGUAUCAACAUCUGCAAACAUGUAAACUCACGCCAUAUCAAAACAGAUCCCACUUUCCACAGGAGUUGAUAGAGCGUCUGCUGGUUGACCCAUGGCACCCACCCAUAUGGUUGUGAAUAUUUGAUCUUCAAUAUGGUUUAAGGUUCUGAAAGUCCUUGAGGUUGAGGAUACAUCUUGUUAGAUUCAACCAGUUUACACCCCUCAGCUGAUAUCCUUUGUCUUUUAGAUAUUUACCAGGCCCCUGGUGUUAAUGUUGAACUGUAGGACAUGAGGAAAAGAGAAAGCCAAUACAGCAGCAGGUUCUGCAAAUGCUUGUUCUUUAAAUACAUGAAAGUAGAAGCUGUGCUAUGAUUUCGCUCAUAUCUGUUUUCAAGAAUCUGAAAUAACACCAACAGAUAUGAGGCUGACACAACCAGGAGAAGAGGACGGGGAGAGUGAUUGGGACUGGAGUCAGGCGUAAUGGGUUGUGGUGCAUGAACCAAGUGCAGUCAGCAUUGACAGUAGCUACUGGAUCCCAAGAGAGGGAGAUCUACUUGCUUCAUCGCCGUAUCAAGCAUCAUAGCUGUGUCAGAGCAUGUAAUAAAGAACAUAACAGAGGAAGCAGAGUUUACCUUGACAAAGCAGUCAUGGAAAUGCAAUCUGACCAAGGAUGCUGCCAUCCUGGUCUCCUUGGCCACAGCCU